GGACGCAAUCUCCCCCAUUUGUGACGUAAUUACUUGUAGUGGAAAGUGGUUAGUUUAAUUUAGUGUUUAUUAGUAUAAUUUUGUUCAUAUCAAAUUUAGGGUUUCAAAUUUCUUCCCCAAUUCUUGCUCAUAUAUGUUCGUUUAUCACUUGUUAGGGUUUGUAAUGGAAAAAAUUGACUUGAGUCGAUUGUGUAUGGACGAGGCUGAUCCAAUGCUCAAAGCCGUAGUGCAAUGCAAACAUGGAAAUUUGUUGCAAAUGCAUACUUCUUGGUCAAAAAGUAACCCUGGAAGAAGAUAUUGGUCUUGCCCCUAUUAUGGUCCUAAAAAAUGCAAGUUUUUUCGGUGGAGAGACAAAGAUGAAGUUGAUCCAAGAUCAAAAGUUAUCCUCCCAAUAUUGGUUAACAAAAUCAGAGAUUUGGAGAAGGAAUUAGUGCAAUAUAACGGUCUCAAGAUGGAAUUGGAUGAGGUCAAAAUUAUCGACAACAAUUCGGUUAGUGUGGACAUGAAUUUGCUUGAGCUUGAUGGACCAAAAGAAGACAUAAGGAAGAACAAAGGGUGUAGGUUCAAUAGGAAUGUCAUUUUGUGUUUUGUGGUUUGUGUUGUUGUGUUCAUAAGCAGCCUAUUCCAUAUUGGCAAUUCAAACAUUGAACUAAUCAAAUUGCCAUAGUAGCAUAAAUGUGGUAGUGUGUCGGCUAUGUUGGGUAUGUUUUGUUGCCUUAUGUAUGGCAAAUUUUGUAUAUCCCCUAUGUAUUGUAUGGACCUAUUU
Molecule: messenger RNA, 766 nt
Organism: Lycium ferocissimum
Lineage: Eukaryota; Viridiplantae; Streptophyta; Magnoliopsida; Solanales; Solanaceae
Exons: 2
Coding region: 134-667 (177 amino acids)
Molecular function (GO): zinc ion binding
Source: RefSeq, a predicted model, not a curated record